UAGGCAUUGCCGCGUCGUUUCUGAAUCACGUGAAUUUUCGCCCAACUUGUCACCGCGAAGGCGUUUAAAAGCCGUCAGUCUUGCUUCAAAUUCUGGACACGGCGUGGGGGUAGACAGUUCUUCCGGCUUCCGUUAAGUUUGCGAGGUCAGAGAAGGCUGACUGUUCCGUGGUGCCGUUGAAAAACACAAUGAAAAUGGCGUGGCAACCGCAGGAGGAGGGACUUAGGCAAAUUUUGACACUGUUGAAGGAGUCUCAGAGCCCAGACACAGCGACCCAACGUGCCGUGCAACAAAAAUUGGAAGAACUCAACAAAUUUCCAGAUUUCAACAACUACCUGAUAUUUGUCUUGACGAAAUUGACGUCCGAAGAUGAACCAACAAGGUCUUUGAGCGGACUAAUAUUGAAGAACAACGUAAAAGCGCACUUCAACAUAUUUGUACCUGAAGUGACAAAUUUCAUAAAACAAGAAUGUCUUUCUGCAAUUGGAGAUCCUUCCCCACUGAUUCGUGCUACAGUUGGCAUUCUGAUAACAACAGUCGCGUCAAAAGGUGAGCUCACAUCUUGGCCGGAACUUCUACCGGCACUUUGUCAGAUGCUGGAUUCUCAAGACUACAAUGUAUGCGAGGGGGCCUUCGGCGCUCUAUUGAAGAUCUGUGAAGACUCGGCAGAAUUAUUAGACUCGGAUGCGCUGAAUCGUCCAUUGAAUGUUCUCAUUCCCAAGUUUCUCCAAUUCUUCAGACACACCAGCCCAAAAAUUAGAUCUCAUGCUAUUGCUUGUGUCAAUCACUUCAUAAUCAACAGAACCCAAGCUCUGAUGAUUCACAUCGAUAGCUUUCUAGAAAAUUUGUUUUAUUUAGCGACGGACGACGAUCCAGAAGUUCGAAAAAAUGUCUGCAGGGCGCUGGUCAUGCUUCUAGAAGUCCGAAUGGAUAGACUUAUACCUCAUAUGCACAAUAUCAUUGAGUACAUGCUCAUGAGAACCCAAGAUCCCGACGAAGGUGUUGCUCUUGAAGCUUGUGAGUUUUGGCUGUCGUUAGCAGAGCAGCAAAUAUGUAAAGAGGCACUUGCUCCACAUUUAACGAGGCUAGUUCCUGUUUUGGUCAGAGGUAUGAAGUACUCUGAGAUCGACAUCAUUUUAUUGAAAGGUGAUGUCGAGGAGGAUGAGAUGAUCCCAGACAGGGAGGAGGACAUAAGGCCUAGGUUUCACAAGUCUAGAACACAUAAUACACACCACACUUCAAUUAACAAACACUCAGAUGACAAUGGAGUAGGUGACGAUGACGAUUCCGAUCCUGAAGACGGUGGAGACGAUGAUUCGACACUCAGCGAUUGGAAUCUACGAAAAUGUUCAGCAGCUGCUCUGGACAUGCUCGCCAACGUAUUUGGAGAAGAAUUGCUUCCAGUUUUGGUACCAAUAUUAAAAGAGACUCUUUUCCAUCAAGACUGGGAAAUCAAAGAGUCAGGAAUACUCGCCCUUGGAGCAAUUGCCGAAGGUUGCAUGACUGGGAUGAUACCACAUUUGUCUGAACUGAUACCCUACUUGAUUGGCUGUCUUGGUGAUAAAAAGGCGCUUGUACGUUCCAUUACCUGCUGGACUUUGAGCAGGUAUGCACAUUGGGUUUGCUCGCAACCCCACGACACACAUCUUAAACCUUUGAUGACCGAGUUGCUCAAAAGAGUUCUUGACGGAAAUAAACGAGUCCAAGAAGCGGCAUGUUCUGCAUUUGCGACCCUCGAAGAGGAAGCAUCAACGGAGUUGGUUCCUUACCUAGGAUUUAUUUUGGAAACACUAGUCUUUGCUUUCGGAAAGUACCAACACAAAAACUUACUGAUACUUUACGAUGCGAUUGGGACACUGGCAGAUUCAGUUGGUCGGCAUUUGAAUAAGCCUGAAUAUAUCAACUUGCUCAUGCCACCAUUAAUUAAUAAGUGGAAUGUAUUGAAGGAUGAAGACAAAGACCUCUUUCCAUUGUUGGAGUGUCUGUCGUCUGUUGCCACUGCACUACAAUCAGGGUUUCUUCCUUACUGUAAACCAGUCUACAGGCGAUGCAUCUCGUUAGUCGAGCAGACACUGAACCAACAUAUUGCAAACACGCAGAGUCCUGAACAGUUCGAUGCACCUGAUAAAGACUUUAUGAUCGUUGCAUUGGAUCUGUUAAGUGGUUUGGCAGAAGGUUUGGAUGGAGAAAUAGAGAAUUUGGUGCUCGAUAGCAACGUGAUGCAGUUGCUGUAUCAGUGCAUGCAGGAUCCAAUGUCUGAAGUUAGGCAGAGCAGCUUUGCCCUACUUGGAGACCUCACAAAAGCGUGUUUCCAACAUGUAUUACCCUGCAUACCGGACUUUAUGCCUAUCCUUGGUCAGAACUUGAACCCUGAAUUCAUAUCAGUGUGUAACAACGCAACUUGGGCUAUUGGAGAAAUAUCUAUAAAACUUGGCGGUGACACAAGUCCGUACGUUCCUUUGAUCCUGUCACAGCUAAUUGACAUAAUCAACCGACCUAAUGCGCCUAAGACACUCCUGGAAAAUACCGCCAUAACGAUCGGUCGCCUAGGUUAUGUGUGUCCCCACGACGUCGCCCCCAUGUUACAGCAGUUUGUCCGACAGUGGUGCACAUCGCUAAGGAAUAUACGAGAUAACGAGGAGAAGGAUUCAGCAUUUAGAGGCAUGUGCCAAAUGAUUACUGUUAAUCCUGCCGGUGUUGUACCAGACUUUAUCUUCUUCUGUGAUGCUGUCGCUUCCUGGGUUACACCUAGAGACGAUCUUAAGGACAUGUUCCACAAAAUUUUGCAUGGGUUCAAAAAUCAAGUUGGUGCAGAAAACUGGAAACGAUUUUCCGACCAAUUUCCGCCACAGCUUAGUGAGCGGCUUCAUGGCAUGUAUGGCGUCUGAGCAGCCCCGCCUACUUAUUGUACUCUUAGUUUGGCUCUCGCUCUGCGGUAACCCGAGGAACGUAAUUGAUUGUUCUUCCUAGCAAGGCCCGAUGGUCGUUUGGUUUUGGGUUUUCAUUCGCGAGCAAGGAUAUUAUAUCGCAGUUAACACCGCCAUUCAGCGUCCGCCCUGCUCCCUGACUAAGCGAAGUAACUUGGAGCCUAGAGUGCAAGGGAGGGCGACAGGGGGACAGACAAAUGAUGGCCAAUUUAGGCGCGCGGGAGAAAAACUUCUUGAAACUCGGAUUAAAACAAGCGACGAGACUCUCCGCGAAAUUAUCUUGGCCCUGCGAAGAUUUCUUUUUAUUUCAUUUUAUACUCCGCUUUAUUUCACCCGGGGGAAUUGGGAUACACUGCACACUAAGCAGGUAGAGGU
Neodiprion virginianus is the source of this 3302-nucleotide messenger RNA. RefSeq names its product transportin-1 (gene Tnpo). The transcript has 15 exons. Gene Ontology annotation, molecular function: small GTPase binding; nuclear import signal receptor activity. The record is from RefSeq and is a predicted model, not a curated record. Gene Ontology annotation, cellular component: nucleus; cytoplasm. The coding region runs from base 189 to 2888 and encodes 899 amino acids. Gene Ontology annotation, biological process: protein import into nucleus. Lineage: Eukaryota; Metazoa; Arthropoda; Insecta; Hymenoptera; Diprionidae.